This is a messenger RNA of Daucus carota subsp. sativus, 1576 nucleotides long. RefSeq names its product F-box/kelch-repeat protein SKIP4. The record is from RefSeq and is a predicted model, not a curated record. Gene Ontology annotation, molecular function: protein binding. The coding region runs from base 141 to 1220 and encodes 359 amino acids. The transcript has 3 exons. Lineage: Eukaryota; Viridiplantae; Streptophyta; Magnoliopsida; Apiales; Apiaceae.
AUUCUUUAAAGAAAUCAGUAAAACUAAUUAUAUGAAACAAAAGCUUAACUAUAAAAGUGACACCGGGACAUAUAUACUCCGCCGUUACUUCUUCAUUUUUGCUUUAUCAAACGCAUCGAUUUUCAAACCGCAGCUCUGGUAUGGAACCUACAGAUAGUGGAUUGGGGACUAAUCAAACAGAUCCCGAGCGAUCAUCAAUAUUAUAUGGGCUCCCUGAUGACAUUGCCAUCUUGUGUCUAGCAAGGAUUCCAAGGAAGUAUCAUGCAAGCCUCAAAUGUGUUUCAAAAAGGUGGAGAGAAUUGGUUUGUGGUCAAGAGUGGCAGUCUUACCGUCAGAAGCAUAAUCUAGCCGAGACUUGGAUAUAUGCUUUGUGUCGAGAUAAAUCUGAAAAUCUUAGUUUCUAUAUGUUGGAUCCUAACAUGUCGAAAAAGGGUUGGAAGCGUGUUCAAAACCUUCCACCUCGCAGCUUGAGGAGGAAAGGGAUGGGAUUUGAUGUGCUGGGAAGUAAAAUUUACUUGAUGGGAGGCUGUGGUUGGAUUGAAGAUGCCACUGAUGAAGUAUACUGCUAUGAUGCUGCUACAAACACUUGGAAUGAAGCUCCUCCCUUGUCAACAGCGAGAUGCUAUUUUGCUUGUGAAGCUUUGGAUGAUAAGAUGUAUGCAAUUGGGGGGAUAGGAUCGGGAUCAAGUGAUCCACAUUCUUGGGACACCUUUGACUCUUGCACAAAUUGCUGGAAAUCCCAUGUGGACCCAAACAUUGUGCCUGAUAUUGAAGAUUCUGUGGUCUUGGAUGGAAAGAUCUAUAUACGCUGUGGAAUUUCUGCAGUUUCGUCUCAUGUGUAUGCUGUUGUCUAUGAACCGUUAAAUGGCACAUGGCAGCAUGUAGAUAGUGAUAUGGCAUCAGGCUGGCGCGGUCCGGGUGUUGUUGUAGAUGGCAACUUUUAUGUGUUGGAUCAGAGUUCAGGAACCAGACUGAUGUUGUGGAAAAAGGACACUAGAGAGUGGGUGGCAGUCGGGAGGCUUUCACCUCUACUAACAAGGCCACCAUGCCAGCUUGUUGCAAUUGGAAAAAGUAUAUAUGUUGUUGGAAAGGGGCUUAGCACGGUGGUAUUCAAUGUUGGGAAUGCAGCAGGAAGUAUGGAUGGACUACUGGUGAGUUCAUCUCUACCAAGAUUAACUUCAGACGAGUCUGUACUUAGUUGCAAGUCUGUUGCAAUUUGAGUUAUUGAAAUUGGAAACCGAAUUCUGGCUUGGGGCUGCGAGGGACUAGGGAGUACCCUUUGGAUGUUGAGGCGGUUGUUUCUUCUCCCAUGAUAUGUCUAAUAUAUAUGCAUAUCUUGUUCUUUUUAAUAACAUAUAAAACUACUAGUGCACUCUUACUGGAUUCCCAUUUCACACUCGAUCCUUUUGCUGCUGUUCAUGUAACUUUGUGACCUACAUUAUGUACAAACUGUGGAUACAAAAUCCCCAGGCAAGGAUUUGGUACUCUAAGCAUUUAUGUCAUUAUGCAAACAAAAGAGUAACAUUUACAAAUCUGUCUGUAACUAUUUUAGUGUCCAGAUGUUGGCAUUCUUUCA